UACUUUCGCGAUUUUGCUUCAAAAUUUCUGCUGAAUUGCUACUAAAUUUCUACGGUUUCGUGCGGUUUGCGUUUCAAUCAAGACUUCAACAAAAGUUUUCAAGACCGAAAUUAGGUAAAGUUUAUGAAUUUUUUACUUUGAUUUUGUCGAAGUGUUGUUCUCCUUCCUCCCUUUCUGUGGUUGAGUUGGGGUUUUUGGAAGGAAAUUAGGGUUGGGGGUGAGAAUGUAUUUGAGUGUGUUAGCAUUGUUGAGGGUCCUGACUCUAUUCCUCCUCCCACUUUAUGCAGAAAUUGAGGAGAUGUCUUCAGAAGGGGCCAUGAGUGUAGUGGGGAGUGAAGUGAUGCCUCUGGAUUACGGGAGCAUGGACUCGGAGAGCAGUCCGUCUCCCACCAGUUCAGAGAGGACAAUGGAGGAGAGGAGGGAGGAAAUAGUAGUAGAGGAGGAGGAAGAUGAGAUCCCCUCAAAUAUUUUGGAGGCUGGGGGGGGGAGCAGCCUUAGGGGUCUGGUAGAGAACUGCAACCUCCCUCACCAUGUCCUGAUUAGGCCGACCGAGGUGAACGAGCGAGCAAGCUCAGCACCCCAAGAUCAUUGGAUGCCCCUGGGUGGGGGUAGAGGUGAGAAGGGAUGGUACUACUUCGGCCCUCGGCCGUCCAGCAAAGAGAAUAAGAGUUUAUUCUCUGCUGGACCAUCAUCCAUCAAAGGAUGGAAAGAAAAAUUCUUCUUUGUGGAUGACACCGAGUGGAGUAGGGGGGAUGCCGAGGUGGAGCAGUUGUCUGCUUGGAAAGCUAAGAAAACCAAGCAGAACAACUAUAAAUUAAAUGAGAAUGAGGUGGAGGAGGUAGAGAAGCUGGUGAGGGAGGAAGGAGACGUGGUGGAUAUCCUGUACCUCACCAGUCCGCAGGCAAUAGAGGCUGCUGAGCUCUAUGGGCCAAGCUCAUUGAGCGAAGCUGAGAUGGACGAGUUUAUAAAUGCUGCUGGGGGGCUGCACAUCCCGAAGAAGCCAAGGAAGAAGUCAAAGACUUCAACUGGGGCGGACAAAGGGGCGGCAGAGAAAGAGCGCCUACCCAGCACUUCUGCUCGAGUGCUGAAGAUACAACAGAGGCCAAAGCCAGCAAGGGGGGGAAGUGAGGAGGUGAGUGAGAAGGUGGUACCACUUCAGAGAAAGAAGAGGAAGGUAGCUGAACCAGAGGUGAGGGGGGAUGAGGUGACUGAGUUCGUGCCUCGCCCCUUUGCUCCUGAAAUCAAUCCUGAGGUCAGGGAGAGGAAAAGGGUCAAGGUGCGAGGCCCUAGCAGAGGCAAGGAGCUCAUCCCUCCUCAUUUGCACGAGAAGAGUUUGUUUGAGGCAGCAAACACGACUGGGGCGAAGCACUUCCUCAACUGUACUCUCCUUGAGGUGGAUAGGAGGCAAGCGAGGGAUGAGGCAGUGAGCCGGCUAGGAGCUACUGUGGUGAGGCAUGCCUUGGAGGAGUACGCGGAGAGCGUGAGAGAUCGUGCCAACUUGCAGAGGCAGUGCGAGCAGUUGCAGAAGGAGAAGGAAGAGUUGCAGAAGGAGAAAGAGGAGUGGGAGAAGGAGAAAGAGGAGUGGGAGAAGGAGAAAAGGGAGAUGCAGAGAAGGCUGGACGAAGUUCUGCCUUUAGUGACCGAGCUCCAGAACGAGAAUGACGUCUUGAGCACGAAGCUUGUCCUUGAAGAACGCAAAAGGAAGAUCUGUGAGGAGAAGCUCGAGGCUCAAGACAAAUACAUUGACAAGAUGAGGAAAGGAGCGGCGGAGCUGAAGAAGAACGUGAAUCUGCUGGUGCACAACGGGAUGGAAGAGCAUAUUGACAACUUCCUCAACUCCAGCACCUUCGAGGGCAUCCUCAAGCUGUACCGGCUGCCGACCGCCAUUCUGGCCUUCACCGACUGUAGAAAGAAGGUGAAUGCCCAGUACCCAGAGGUGGACGUCACAAUGGUCACCUUUGGGGAACGAGAAGAAGGAGUGGAGGAAGAUGAGGGGCGCACUGUUUUUCCUCCAACCUUUAAUGCUGAAUUGGUGGCCGUGGAGGGAGAAGAAGAAGAAGAAGAAGAAGAAGAAGAGCAAGGUGCAGGAGAGGAGAAUCAGGCCAACCAGUCCGAAGCUCAGCCUCCUGUUGUUCAUCCAGUCUCCUCCGACGAAGUGCAGCAACUAGCUCCGCCCGAAGAAGAAGUGCCGCCUCCGCCUGCUAAGGACGAGCCCAGAUCGCCACCUCUUCCGCCUGAGGAGCAGCCUCCUCCUCCAGUAAUUUAGGAUUUUACGUUUGACUCUUGUAAUGAAUAUUUUUGUAAUUGACUUUUAUUAAUUGAAAAUUUUUUUUGAAGUUAUUUGUGACUUGCAUAUUUUGAUGUCUGUUUGUUGUGUCUGUUUUAAGUAAAUCACUUCGGAUGAAAUAAAGUGACUUCAAUUGA
Molecule: messenger RNA, 2424 nt
Organism: Rubroshorea leprosula
Lineage: Eukaryota; Viridiplantae; Streptophyta; Magnoliopsida; Malvales; Dipterocarpaceae
Source: the annotation of a GenBank genome assembly